Mycotypha africana is the source of this 369-nucleotide messenger RNA. RefSeq lists its product as uncharacterized. NCBI's taxonomy places the organism in Eukaryota, Fungi, Mucoromycota, Mucoromycetes, Mucorales, Mycotyphaceae. Bases 1 to 369 code for a protein of 122 amino acids. The record is from RefSeq and is a predicted model, not a curated record. The transcript has 3 exons.
AUGCUUUUCUUCCCUCCCCUUUUUAGAGUAUACUUUUUAUUGACGCCAAUACCAGUUUAUGCUUUUGUUUUUCUUAACAUCCCUGUAGUUAUGCUUCUUACGUUAAAGCGGACUACUUUGAUGAAUUCAAUAAGACUGAAACGUAGACGUCGGCAAAAUCAAGGAAUACUUUAUCUUGCCCGUCACGUUAGUUAUAAUGUAUCUGCCGAAGUCCGGGUCAAAGGAACCUUUACUCAGAUCUACUCACUUACCUCCUUUCACCGAUCCAAUCGGUCAAGGCACCGCUACAGCAUGAUGAGCCGUGCAGUAACAAUUGGGAAAAGAAAGGACGGCGACAAUUGUUCGGGCGCAAUGAGUAUUUCGCACUGA